Messenger RNA from Lithohypha guttulata, 2694 nucleotides. Its product is annotated as ERAD-associated protein. Gene Ontology annotation, molecular function: protein binding. Gene Ontology annotation, biological process: ERAD pathway. Gene Ontology annotation, cellular component: endoplasmic reticulum membrane. Bases 1 to 2694 code for a protein of 897 amino acids. The transcript has a single exon. Lineage: Eukaryota; Fungi; Ascomycota; Eurotiomycetes; Chaetothyriales; Trichomeriaceae. The record is from RefSeq and is a predicted model, not a curated record.
AUGGCUUGGUCGAUACAGCGAGCAAUUCUAGGAUUGCUCACGUUGCUUUACCUGUAUAUCACGGUUUCUUCUCUUGAGCGUCAUGCUGUUCUCGCACGGCCCGACACCGUACCUCAAGCGCGACAGAGUAGACAGACAGUUUCAGAACAGGAAUUUCAGACAGCGCAGGCAAGCACCCAACAGAUCUGGUCUGAUUUGAGGAAGGACGAGCCCUCCUGGCGCGAAUCAAUCAUCGACGCGCGACCCAAUGGCCUGCCAGCAACAGCAUGGCACUACUUCAAGAUCGCCUUCCGAGCCCUUUUCAUGAAUGCACCAACAAGAACACCAGGAACCGAGAACGCAAAGCUCAGUCCGAAGUUACAGGAGGCGGUGGAUGGACUGACCAGGGCUGCAGUAGCUGAUCCCGAUGCCUUGUUCCUGCUUGCUGAGAUGAACUUCUACGGCAAUUUCUCCCAUCCGAGACGUCCGAAGCGAGCACACGAGCUGUAUUCUGAGUUAGCAGCAAGAGAUGGAAAUGCUACGGCUCAGCAUAUGCUUGGGCUCCUGUAUGCUACCGGUAUAGGCGAUGCUGUUGAAAUCGACCAAGCAAAGGCACAGCUGCACUAUACUUUCGCGGCCGAACAAGGCGAGGUCAGGGCUGAAAUGACAUUGGCCCACAGGUACCAUAUGGGUAUCGGUACCGCAAAGAGUUGUGAAAAGGCUGUUGAGUACUACAAACGUGUCGCAGACAAGAGCAUGGACUGGUGGCUGUCAGGUCCGCCUGGUGGUCACCUCAUACAACGAAACGCUUAUCGCUGGGUCGAUGAAGCAGGAGGCGCGUACGGCGAAGGUGCAAGCUGGACCUCCUCGGGUCCAUUUGCUCCUGGCAAGAACACGGUGUACGAGAGCUUUGAUAACGUUCUGGAAUACCUUGACAUGCGUGAGCGCCAGGGUGACUACAUGGCCAGUCUAACUCUUGGGAAACACUUCUAUGAGCCACCAAGAGGAUUCAGGCGCAAUCUCAAAAAAGCAAGAUCUCAAUUUAUGAAAGUGGCCACGAGCUACUGGAUGAGAGAUGGAACUGUCAACCCUAAAAGGCCGAAGAAUAUUGAGAAGACGGCUGCCAAAGCCGCAGCCUACAUCGGGAGGAUGUUUCUGCGUGGGGAAGGUAUGGAACAGAACUAUGAAAAAGCUGUUACCUGGUUCAAAAGGGGCAUUACCAACGGCGAUGCUUUUGCGCAGUAUCACCUCGGUCUGAUGUAUCGUGAUGGUCUGGGUGUUCCGAAAGACGGGAUUCGUGCUGCAACUUACCUCAAAGCCGCUAGCGAGCAGCAGCUGGGUGUCGCCCAGUCUGCUCUCGGAGUUCUAUUUCUCGACCAAGGCGACCUGGAUACAGCUAGCCGAUACUUUGAGCUGGCCAAGAAUUUUGGCGUUAUGGAAGGCUAUUACUAUCUGGCUGAAUUUGCCAACCAAGGAUUGGGCCGACAGCAGAACUGCCAGCACGCAACAACAUACUACAAGAUUGUGGCAGAAAGAGCCGAGACUUUACACUCUGCUUUUGUAGAAGCCAAUUCGGCCUACGAGAAAGGAGAUUACGAACGAGCAUUUGUCGCUUCUAUCAUGGCUGCAGAGCAAGGUUACGAAUCAGCACAGGCCAACGCAGCCUUCCUACUUGACCAGAAAACGGCAGUCUUUUCUGUACCCAUGCUACCUAUCUUCCCAAACCCACUUGAAUCUGUGCCUCCUGCACAGAGGACGAAACUUCUUGACAAUGCACGACUGGCCCAAGUUUACUACACCCGAUCUGCACAUCAGCAGAACAUCGACUCUCUGAUCAAAGCAGGCGACUACCAUCGCCUUGGCAUAGGCACACCUACACGUACCGCUCCAAUCAAGUCAAACAAGACCACCGCCAGCACAGAAGCAAUGUACAGCUGCUACUCGACAGCCGCCGAACACCCAAACGCCGCCCAAGCACUCUGGAACAUGGGCUGGAUGCACGAAAACGGUAUCGGAAAUGUCGAGCAGGACUUUCACAUGGCAAAGCGGUAUUAUGAUCUUGCCUACGAGAUGAACAAAGAAGCAUAUCUACCCGUGAAACUGGCUCUACUACGGCUCAGAGCUAGGAGUUGGUGGAACGGCGUAUCCGGGGGUAAAGUCAAGCCAAUGGAAGACGAAGACGAACAGCAGAAGAAGAACAGACCGAAGAGCCUGACUGAAUGGCUUGGAAGGUUUCUCGAUGCAGCCGUUGAGAUGGAAGCACAGGACUACGCGGAACAGCAACGACAAGGCGAGUAUGGUGAUGAACUUGACCAUGUCGCUUAUGGAGAGCCUGGCAUGCCAGGAGGAGACAAUGAGUAUUAUUACAACAGUGGCGCGAACCGAAACGCAGAAGGCGGCGCUGGUGGUGACGAGUUCUACGACGACUUUGAUGACGGACUCAUAGAGAGUAUGAUCAUCAUUGCGUUGGCUGGAGCGCUGGCUCUACUUGUCUAUGUCCGACAGCAGAGGGCGCGUGAUGCGAGGGAAAGGGAAAGACAAGCUGCUGCUGGUGGAGGACAGCAACAACAACAGCCACCACCUCCACCACCACCGCCUCAACCCCAGGCGCAACAGGAACAGCAAGCGCAGUUGCCGGGUCAGAAUGGCGGGUUUUUUCCCAACCCGGGCGAUCCGGAGUAUCCGAAUUGGGUCGUAGGUGGUGUGGGACAUUGA